Molecule: messenger RNA, 1303 nt
Organism: Cydia strobilella
Lineage: Eukaryota; Metazoa; Arthropoda; Insecta; Lepidoptera; Tortricidae
Exons: 2
Coding region: 99-683 (194 amino acids)
Molecular function (GO): DNA binding
Source: RefSeq, a predicted model, not a curated record
GCCUCAACGCUUGCUGCACGACGCGGCAACGUCGCGUCUGCCGCGCCGCGCCCCUUCGACCGCGGCGUCAGUUGCCGCGACCACGCCGCGCGAUAGACAUGGCCUCUAAAACCCAAAUGUCUGACAGUGAUACUAUGAAAUUAAUUAAAGAAAUUAAGAAACAUGGUUGUAUUUGGAAUCCUGACGAUGAUAACUACGGCGACAGACCCGAGCUAGCGGUGGCGUGGGCGGACGUCGCGAAGACGCUGAAACUGCCAGAAGACAUCAUCCGCGUAAAAUGGAAGAAUCUCCGCGAUUUCUUUAAGAAAGAAGUAAAGAAGAACGACAUUAAUUCCAAAGACGAUUACGUUGGAAGAUGGCGGUACUUCAAAAGCCUGUGCUACCUGCUACGACCAGAGGAAGAGGGAGAGGAACAAUCAGAUAGCGAGCAAGAAGAGAAAGAGAUAGAUUAUGAAACUAAAUACGACCCAGACUCAAAUCUUGAAGUGUAUUUAGAAGAAGACCCGCUUCCUGAGAAACGCUUCAAAACGGAUUAUGAAGACUAUGAUUUGAUGUUCCUGAUGUCGCUGACGCCGUUUUUGAGGCAACUUGAACCUUCUAGGAAUUUGGCGGUCAGGAGCAGGAUGCAAGAUAUGUUGCAGAAUGAGAUAGCUGCGCAGAAUGAGAAAAGGAAUAAGUUAUAGCGAAGGAAAAGUGUCAGCGCGGAUGGAGACUUGUGUAAAGUCAAACGCGAAUAUGAAAGUUAGAAUUUUCUUAUUAGUUAAACAAUCAAUAUAAAUGAAAUCGAGGCUUGUGGUCUCAUUUAGACAGUGGCAGUUAAAGGUUACAUAAACAUUUAACUGUGCAAAUUGGUGAUCGAUUCGAUUUAUAAAGAAGUCAAGGCAGUAGAAGUUCGCGUUUUGCAGUCUGCAGUAUUUAAAGGGUUUCCUUCUCAAGAUUAGUGACAUUUUAAGACAAGAAUAAGUUGUGAUUUCAUUUUAGUGACUGCAACAGUAUGGAACUGAAACUUUUCUUUCUAACGAGUAGUCAUAUAGAUACUGGUUAAGGUAUCAGUACAGUUAAAACAAGUAUAAUGGUCCAUAAUUACUCGAAUAUCUUCGAUUAGGUGUAAUUAUGACUCAGCUCUGGAGCAAAAUAUUUUAUAAAUGGGAGAAUAAACCCAUAUAGAACCAAAAAUAACAUUGGUACAACACAACUUAAAACAGGACAAAAAAAAUGGAUCAUAGUUGCAGUAUUGGUCUAUAUAUAGUAAGGUAGUUAUGUAGUUAACAACAUUCUGAAAUUGUUCAAAAUCUACCAGCCC